AUGAGGGAACUGAUUGUUUCCCAGGCCCAGGCUUGUUGGCAGGAGCAAAUCCAGAAGGAGGCUGCCAUCAGGGCCAACUGGAAUAUCCGCUAUGGCCAACGGUACCUGAAGGAUAGGACCAAGCCAAAGAAACAGCCCUUGCAGGCUCCACUGAAAGCAUCCUUGGCAAUGGACCCAGUGCCUCCCAGCAGCAAGAAGGUGCAGUUGAAACCACCAGAAACCCAGUGGUCCCAGGACCAGUUGCCCAGACCCAGGAGUGCCCAGGGUCACCCACCCAAGGAAGACAGGUUUAGGCAGGCCAGAGGGGCCACACACAAGCUAGCAGACCAGAGAAGGCCAGAAGACUUAGACAUGAAGCGUGUCCCCUCCAGUACGCUGAAGCUUCUGUACCAAGGCAUCUCUUAUGAUGGCCAAGGCCGGGCUCAAUACUUCAGAGAGCGCAAUCAGAAGACGCCAAUGGAGAAGUUCCAGUACCCCAUCUUGUCAUCCUGGGAAUAUGGCUGGCACGUGGGGCCUGUCAUGAAGAACUUCAGGACACCAACAUAUGCCAGAGUCCUUCCCAUCACAAAGUCAUUCUACACCAAGAAUGGCAUCUUCCACUGUCCACGGCGAACAGACCAGGUCAUGUGA
Molecule: messenger RNA, 630 nt
Organism: Perognathus longimembris pacificus (Pacific pocket mouse)
Lineage: Eukaryota; Metazoa; Chordata; Mammalia; Rodentia; Heteromyidae
Product: protein ATP6V1FNB
Exons: 2
Coding region: 1-630 (209 amino acids)
Source: RefSeq, a predicted model, not a curated record